AUGUCAUCCCAAGAAAUUAUCAUUCGGGAUCUAUUCGAGCUUCACGCCCAGUUCUCCAACAAACUGAACGAUCUUCAACAGGAUGGACCGGAAUUUGUUCAACAACACGACGCAAGAAACGGAAUGACAAGAGCACUUUCUGAGAUGGUCCAAGAUGCGGCGUCGGGUUAUCAGCCACUGAUAAUCCCGAAGUUCAAUGAACCCAUAGAUUUUGGCUCCUGGAGGUCUAAUCACGAGGGGAUGCUCUAUGAGUCCAUAACGGACUCUGAAGCCCAGAAAACCACACCCGCAAAUUCGCAUAUCACAGAUAGCGGGGCGUUCAAUCCUUCACUUCCGGGACACCGGGAUUCCAUGGAUGAGCGUCUCGAUUCUCUUCUGGAGCGCGUGGAGGAUGCUGGAUUUGAGAACUUUGAUUCCUUGGUGACAGCCUACUACAGCUCGACCUUUCCCGAGUCGUCACCACUGUAUAUUGAACAAUCAUUGAGUCGCGAACGGCGGCUAUCUCGAGUCCUCUGGGAAAUAUUCCGAUCCUCCACUCAAUGGGCCGUCAGGGAGCGAGAAGGCUUUAACGAAGAAAUCACCAAGAUUUCCGAGUCGAUCCUCAUAACGGAGAGCUGCAAUGCUCAUAGUGCACUUGUAUGUAAGCUGGGACCUCUUAUGGUCGAUUCGCACAGUGGACCCACGGAUAUCACACCCCAGCGUGUCAUUGACAUGAAGAGAAUUGUGACCAAUGAGCAUCCCAAGUUCUGGGCAUUUAUCGUGGGCUUGGCCUCUGCGAACCCGACCUUGCGGCCAAAGGAUCGCUCGAACAUUGCCCUGGCAGUCAUGCUGCUGUUAAAUUUGGCAGGUCAUAUUCCAAGGGAGCAGCUGAUUCGAGUUAUAAUCUCUUGCUUGUGA
Messenger RNA from Penicillium canariense, 897 nucleotides. Its product is annotated as basic-Leucine zipper transcription factor. The coding region runs from base 1 to 897 and encodes 298 amino acids. The transcript has 3 exons. The record is from RefSeq and is a predicted model, not a curated record. NCBI's taxonomy places the organism in Eukaryota, Fungi, Ascomycota, Eurotiomycetes, Eurotiales, Aspergillaceae.